This is a messenger RNA of Pygocentrus nattereri (red-bellied piranha), 2633 nucleotides long. RefSeq names its product TERF1 (TRF1)-interacting nuclear factor 2 (gene tinf2). The record is from RefSeq and is a predicted model, not a curated record. Gene Ontology annotation, biological process: regulation of telomere maintenance via telomere lengthening; telomere capping. Lineage: Eukaryota; Metazoa; Chordata; Actinopteri; Characiformes; Serrasalmidae. The transcript is spliced from 10 exons. Gene Ontology annotation, molecular function: telomeric repeat DNA binding. Gene Ontology annotation, cellular component: shelterin complex. The coding region runs from base 604 to 2325 and encodes 573 amino acids.
AUCCGAGCAUGGUGGCUGAAACAGGCUGGAGUCACCAGCUUCCACUGAAGACUUUAAUUUUGAAAAACACGAAGGGCUCAGCUGUGAAUCUCGUCAGAGCUCGCUUCCAGAGAACGCCAGGGGUCGGUGGAUUAAAGCCUCUGUUUAUUACACAGACAGACAGAAACUCGAUUCAUCCAGCACAUCGUUUUUCUCAGGCAGGCCUCCCCGAGUUUUCCUGACUCCGAGUCGCCACGUUCCGGGAUAUUUUAGCCGCUGCCUGUCAAACCCGGCGCGCGGAAGUACGGACAAGACUCCUCCCCUGUACCGGAAACAGUUCCCGAGAUUUGGCGCGACGCGCGGAGGAAGCUCAGCGAGUUUUGAGGGAUUUUUAAUAUUAACUCGCUCUGUUUUUGUUUAAAGGACGGGAAUUGUAGCGCUUAUAAUAAGUAAAGUAUCGCUCAAAGCGGUUGUCAUAGGUCCUGUCUGUGUUUCAUGCAGCGUGUUUGUCUAAUUUGGCUGGUUAGGGCGUUAAUGUGACUUGGCCGACUGGAACUCGGUUAAUGUACCUGAACUUGAGGUUGUUGAUAAACAUCUUCAUUGGGAGGUCGGAACAACCCAACAAUGAGGAAUUCUAACGAUGAGCGUUUACCAGUUGCUUCCCUUCGUCUUCUAGCCCCACCCCUGAGACUGGUCUCUGCUGCAGUUUGGAAGGUGAUGCAGCAGCGUGAUGUGAGGCAUUAUGGAAAGCUGGAGGAAUUUGUGACCUCAGUUUCUGAGACUGUACCUGGGUUGCUAAAUUACAGACAUCAGGCCAAACUCACUCUGGGUUUGCGCGCACAGCUGAUCCUGGAACAACUUCACAUGUCCCAGUCUCCUGACCCUGAGCUCAUUCUCCCUCAGCUGGAGAGACUGCGUGCUCCCACCCUAUCCAAAGGGAAAAGAAAGGACCAAAAAGUCGAAAUGGCUGUGAAGAACUUCCACACCCUUGUCCACACUCUACUGAAGUCCCCAGCAUCGAGGAGGCAAUUCUUCCAGGAGGAGUUUGACUCUAAGUAUGGACCACAGUACAACUCUGCCCUAGAAAAGCUGCUAUGGGAGUUUCUGACCAGACUGGACCAGCUGCUUCCAGUCCCAGAUCUUGCCCAGACUGUGUCAUGGCUUAGUGCUGCCCCAGCUGUGCUGGAAGAAUGCGCACGCUCCGCAACUCAGCCGCAGCUUCUCCGGACUCUGCUGCAGCAUGAGAAAUGUCUCAGACACUUGGACUCAGCUGCAUCCGUUCCUUCCUCCACUGGGGACUCUAUCCUAUCCUCCCUUUCACUCCCUCCUUCUGGCAGGGUUCGGAACACAAACCGAUCAGGAUCUGCUCCUACACUGAACCUUGCCUUAAGUCCUGCUACGUCGACAGAUAAGUCCAGUAGCAGAACAGUGUCGCAAAUUGCACCUGUGAUUGGGACGAUAUCCGGUAGAGAGCUUGCUCAGAGGACUUUAGCCAAUCAGGACAUUUUGGGAAGAGACAGUGCAGAUGAACUGAUGAACACAGGUGCUUCCAGUUACACAAGGACAGAAUUGAGGUCAUGUCCAGCGAGUGAGAUUUUGAAGAAUGUUCCAGAAGAGGAACACUUUGUUGGGAAUAUGCUGGUUACUGUAGUCAGUCAAACGUCUACAAGCAGUGAAGCAGAAGACACUGAUGAAGCUCAAAUGCAACCAGUGAGAAGAAGUGCCCAGAGGAGGAGUAGUGGUACAAGAGUACUGGAGCAGGACAGGAAGAUUAAAGAAGAAAGGCUUGAAGAUGACAGCAAGACAUGCCCAGGAACUGCACAGGACAUUGUAUCCCAUGAAGGCCAGCAUCUGCCUGCUGUCCUUGCCUCCUGCAUGAAGCGUCAACUUAGAGUCGUCAUCCCAAGACUGGAUAUCAGAGAUGUUACUCAACUUGACAGUAACAGUGAGAAACAGAUUACAAAAUCCCCAAGUCAGCUAUUCACCAAGCACACAUGCAAAGUGAGAAAUGGUGACUCUGUGAACCGAAAGAGGAAACUUGAUUGCACAGGGACCCCUGAAAAGAACCUGAGUGGCACAACUAAAAAGCAAGUCUGUGCUGGGUCACCCUGUAUUCCCACAGUCAUGCUUGCAAGGAUGGAUAGUUCAGAAAAGGCCUCUCCUGUAAAUGAAUCCACUGAUGACAUCGUUGUUGAUUCAGAAGAUGAAGUUACUGAGAAUGUGAAGGGCAGACGGUUUUCAACUCGAUACUGCAAGACCAAGAACAAUACUUAUGUUCCCACUUUACAGGAGUUCUGGACUCCUGUUUUCUUUCGUCGGGAACUUGUGUCUCCUGGAAAUGGGUAGAGAUGAUGUUUAUUUAAAUAGAUGAUUCGCUACUGUCCUUACAUUCUAGCCAUAAACAAGUGUGCUACCACUGAUGUAGCCUUUUUUUCUAUGUUUUUUUGAGUAACUGUUCAGCACUCUUAAACUAUUGCAUAAAUGUCAAAUGUUUCCUUUUUCUUAAGUAGCUAUUAUGGAGUCAGAUAGGUCAGUAUCUGUUUGUCAAUAUGAGUUUUUAUAACAUAAGAUGCUGUGCAUUAAAGGGGAAUUUCAUAAUUGUUUCUGUAUAAUUCAAUAAUUUAGAUGCAAAAAAGCUAUUCGGUGUUUUGAUG